This is a messenger RNA of Dendronephthya gigantea, 1439 nucleotides long. Its product is annotated as palmitoyltransferase ZDHHC3-like. NCBI's taxonomy places the organism in Eukaryota, Metazoa, Cnidaria, Anthozoa, Malacalcyonacea, Nephtheidae. Gene Ontology annotation, cellular component: Golgi apparatus; endoplasmic reticulum. Gene Ontology annotation, molecular function: protein-cysteine S-palmitoyltransferase activity. The record is from RefSeq and is a predicted model, not a curated record. Gene Ontology annotation, biological process: protein targeting to membrane; peptidyl-L-cysteine S-palmitoylation. Bases 76 to 900 code for a protein of 274 amino acids. The transcript has 10 exons.
AUCGGUGGGGUCACCAGUGGCUUUCAGAAUCACAGUAGGACAAAUAGUAUCAAUAAGGGAUAAAUUUGAAUACCGAUGUCAGAUAACAUGGUGUCAUUUCAAAAAGAACCUUGUGGAAUAUUUUGCGUACUUUUAACAUAUAGUUGUAUUUUUUACGCUGACUACUGUUUCAUUGGGCAUGUCGUCGUUCCUACUUUGUCAAAUAGUAUCUGGGGUGUUGUAAAUGGUCUUCUUUUCAAUAUUUUUAUAAUGCUACUUGCAGUUUCUCAUUUUCGAGCAACUACAUCUGAUCCAGGAAAAGUUCCUUUACCAAGCACAACUCUGGAUUUUUCUGAUAUGCAUCAAGCAGCUUCAUUGUUAACUAAGGAUGAAAACAAUUGGACAGUAUGCUCUCGCUGUGAAACGUACAGACCUCCUAGAGCACAUCAUUGUAGAGUGUGUGGUAGAUGUAUAAAGAAAAUGGACCACCAUUGCCCAUGGAUAAACAAUUGUGUUGGUGAAAGAAAUCAAAAGUAUUUUGUACUGUUUCUAAUUUAUACCGGACUCUCUUCGUUACAUGCAAUUCUGUUGACAUCAAUUUCUUUAUCUUUGCCAUGCAUUGAUUGUUCUGAACAAUAUGCUUCAAGAACUAGACAGAUUUAUGCAAUAACAUUAAUAAUUGAAGGAUUAAUAUUUGGACUUUUUGUUGUUGCAUUACUAUGCGACCAGUUUUCCUCAAUCUGUAAUGAUACGACUGCAAUAGAAUACGUGCAGAAAAAAGCAUCGCGCCGUGAUCAAAAAUCAACAAAAGAACUUUUAAUAGAAGUAUUUGGCAAAGGGCCAUCCCUAUCAUGGUUUUUACCUUGUUCGGCUCCUGAUUUGUUGUUGAAGAGUGAUAAUAAUACGUUUUAUCAAGUGUGAUAUCUUAUGGUAGUUCGUAGAUUUCUGUACGUCUCUGCAGUUAAAGGCAUCUUCCUUUAAUACUCACUACACGAACUCUCCAAACAGAUUGGAAACUUAACUGAAUUUAGGAUAGUAGGGGAUCAAUUUCCUAGUGUCACAGAAAGAAGCAUAAUUAGGUUGGGUUAGUACAAAACGUUAUAUUCCUUUAAUGAGCUUUUAGUACAAAACUGCUCCCUAAACUGUGUUCUGGUGAAACUCAAAUGGUCAUUCAAAGUCAGCAUGGAGCAUCCUCCUAUGACUAUGUUAUUGAUAGCAUAGCUAAAUUGGAGUAGUGCGAAUUUAUCACAAACGUUAGACCUGCUAAAUGAUGAUCUUGUAAAUAAUGUAUAAUAUAUUGUAGUCGUAGACUAGAUAUAAAACCAGUUUAUUUAAUAAGUAGGUGAAGAAGUAACUUCAACUCAUCAAUAUCGUGCAUACGUAUACAUACUAACAGAGCCUGGCACAGCCCACUAUCAAAUGCUUUCACAGAUGUAAUAAUUAAAUGGUAUAUAAAUUUC